ACGUUUAAUUAAAAAUAAACAUUGAAUUGUAUCUACUUCCGAAUAUUUUUUUUUUUGAAAUGUAAAAUUUAUAAAAGUUAUUUAUUAUUUUUAUCAUUAUCCCUCAAAAUAAAUAAACAAUAAUUAUAAUAAUCAUAGUGAAAGUGAAUUAUAUUAUCAUAUACUAUACAGACUUUGGUAACUUUUACUUUUGAUACUGACAAGACAGUCGUAAAAUGACAUUAUUAAUAGCCAACUUUGACUUUAGGCUAAGGCUAAGGCUACAAGACUAGAGUCUAGAGUUAAACUUUAACUUAAAGUUCAGGAUUUUCGUUUGGAUGUAAGUGUAAGCAGAUCACUGGUUAUGCAUAAGCUAAACCUAGUGAAGUAUUAAUACAUAUACAAUUAUAUUUUUGAACCAACAUUAGGUACUUUGACACAAAUUUUAAAUAUUGUCCAAUAGCCACAAAUGAUACACCAUUUUAAAGGGCUCCCUAUAUAUAAGCUUUGCAAAAACACCAAUUUCAUCUUUCUAUCUUUUAUGGAAAAAAAGUUAUGAUUUUUUUGGUGAAUUUUUUAACCCCCUUUAUUUAUCUUUGUAUUUAACGAAAAAAACUUGUUACCAACUUUCCACAUUUCUGCUUUAUUUUGUCCACAACUUUUUUAUUUUAAAAGAUAAUGCUACCAAAUUUUCAGGAGACAUUCUCAAUGCAAUAUACAACACAAUAAACAACAAAACUUUUAUAUAACUGCCAACAUUGAAAAUUGAUAAAUUGAUUUUCUGCACAUUCCAGUUUAUUAAUAAUAAAGUAAUUUUAAUGAGCUAAUUCAGUUAAAUUAAUGAGUAAUUUUCAUUGUAUUCAUUAACAUUAAGAAUAGGAAUUUAAGAAAGUAUGCAUGGUUGCCCUCCCUCUCCCCAUUCUCUCUAUCUCAGUCUUCCCACACUCUCCUUUUUCCUCAACUGACUUCAACAGCAGACAGUUUUAAUCCUCCUCACAACUAAUUUACUUUUAGACUCUCUCAUAUCUCUAUCUAUACAACUAUACAGUAUAUAGUAGGCCUAUACUUUAAAAAAGUAAAUACGCAGUAUAUGUAUGUGAAUAUGUAUGACUAUGAGUAUUAUGACUAUGUUGUAUCAUAGAAAGAAACACAGAUCAAAUAAAUCAUUUAUUUGGUGUAUACUAUUUUAUAUUAAUAUUUUAACUAAUUUUUCAACAUCACUUUCAAUAUACAUUUUUUAAGCUAAAAAAUUGCUCUGAUUCAAAAGAAAUUUAUUGCAGCAACCAAAAAUACUUUAUAAAACACAACAGCAGCUUUGUAACUGCAGUAUACCUAUUAUGUUUUCUGUUGAGAGGGAGGAAGUGGUUGGAUGAGCAGGAUAUUCUGUUUUAUAUGUCAUUAACCUUAUUUUUUCAUUUUAGACAUGCAUAUUACCACAAUCUAUCCUUUUCAGUUAUUUAUUUGAGAAAUCUAUAUAGUUAAAAAUGGAAUGAAAAAUAACUUGAUGUUUGUGAGUUUUAACUCAAUCUUUUAAAUUUUUAUAUUUUAAAAAAAAGCAUUCGGUUUUCAUAAUCUUGUAAAAAAAAUAAAAGUAAUAUCUAGCAUCUUUAUUUGCAUGAAACUGCAUAGGUCUAAUUGGUGAGCUGUUUAUGUUGGAAAAAGAAGCUUUUGCUUUAAAAUCAUUUCACCAGAAGAUCCCGAACUUGUUUAUUGUCUCUCUUAAGUAAUCUGAAAAAUAUUUAUAUGCUACAAUCUCUAUAAGCAUAUAUUUAUAAAUGGACUGGUUAUCUGUGCAUGUAAUGUUUUUUUGCACAGUGCAUCAAUUUGUUAUAAUAAGUACAAUAUGAUGUACUACAGUUUAAGUAGUGCUGACUUACAUUAUUCUUUUAAAUAUGUAUUGGUAACAUGUUAUGUUUCUUCUAAUGUUUUAUCUUUUACUAUAAUUAUAAUCAACUCCAAUCUGUGCUAUCAUUGACAAAAAUUAAAGAAAAAUGUCUUUAUUUGAAAUAAGAUAAAUAAAGCUUGACAUGAAAAGCUCAUAAAACACACUUACUCUAAUUUAGUUUACUCAUGAUAAUCACUGAUUUAUAAUUUUUUCAUCUAGAUGAUGCAUACUAUUAGAUAAUUUUUGAACUUUACUAAAUGAUAAAUGGAUAUUUAUCAAAUAUUUGAUGUAAUGUUUUUGUUAUUUUCCUUAUUUAUAUUUUUUAAAAUUAAUUUUUAUUUUAAAUUAAUACAUUUACACUGCAUUAACUUUAAGAGGUAUCAACUAGAUUCUACUUUCUAUUAUUUAUGAUUCCUUUAAGUUGGGUGGCCAACCCAAAUAGCACCUGGGGCCAUUUAAACUCUUUCAUCCUGCAUGUCAUUAGACCUCAUACAUAAAAAAAACAACUAAUUUUUAUAUAAUUUUAUUUCACAUACUUGAUUACACAUUUAGAUGUGUUGCACAAACACAUUAAUAAAUUGUUUCGAUACUAAAUUUUAAAGAAAAUUAAAUCAUAAUUCAUUAAUAUCAAAUGUAUGGCUAUAACAAAAAUGAAAAUAAUCAAAAUAAAGAAAUAUGUGAUACGAAUACCAUCUGUAGAGCAAAAAAUUUAUUAUAUUGGGCCUACCAUGGUUUAAUUUACUGAUAUAUCUUUCAAAUACUGUUUUUUUAUUUUUUAAAAUUAAAAUUGUAUUUCCUCACUUUCAAGUAAAUGUAGCAAAAUCAGCUUUGGAUUUAAAAUCUCGAUGCAAAUAUUAGUUAGUUUUUUUUGUGUUAAAAUUUUAGAGUUUUAUAAAGCUGCAAGAACUAUUGAAAUGCCCUGCUUUUUUGUUUUUGUUUUUUUUACUGGAUCACAGUCUGAUAAAAAAAAAAUUUUUAUUUGUCAAUUUAAAGCAAACUUGUAGCCAAUUGAGGUAGGAAAAAUAUUAAGAAAAUAUUCACUGAUCAUCAUGGAUGGCCUACCAUAGUUUACAUUUACCUCCCUAGUGUAAAGUAUCUACUGUUUCACUUAUAAGCUUAAUUCUAAAUUUACUAUUUACCCAAUACACUGUAAGCCAAGCAUAUCAUUACAAUUAACUCAGCUUUACAGUUUACACUGUUCUCUCCCAUGUAUGACACCUGCCAUCUACCAAACUUUAGGAAUGAACAGGACAUACUUUUUAGUCUUCUACAUAAAGAGCACAAUUUUUUGUAUUGCUAUAUAAUAAGUUCACUGCAAAUAAAUGAGGCAAGGUCAUAAAUCUGACAAGACCCCCAGCAUUGUUAUGAUAAAAAUAAAUCUAAAUCUAUUCAAUCAAAAACGUGGAAUUUAAAAAAAAAAUAAUAAUAAAUUUAAAGAUCAACUCUACAUUGUUUUGUCAAUGGAUUGAUGCUUUGUAACAACCAAAUGUGAGCAAACGUUUAAUACUUAAAAUAAACUACAUAUUAAGUUAACGCGUUUUUGAAAAGACUGUGUGCUUUACUUUGUCCAAAAAAAAAAACCUCAUCUAAAAAUCUUAUAGAUUCAGAAUAUUUUUAAUUCUAUGAGGAAAAAUGUAAUUAUCAUUUAACUUCAAUACCUUUCAUUUCUUUUUUUUUUAAGAAUGGCUUCACGAAGAUAACAUCAUAUCUGGCAUCUUGACAAAAACAACAACUUUUCCAGCAUAUUAUUUUUUCUUAGAGAUGUUCAGCUAUGUUCAUCUGACAUUUUUUCUGGAGUUUCUUCUUGUCUAUGGUAAGUGUUUAAAAAAAGAAAAACAUGGUUUAAUUUGAUUAUUGGGAUGAGUUGCUACAAUGAUCAAAAUAAUAAUUGUAACUUUUUUCUAAACAAAAAUUCCUUCAUACUUUACAUAGAAUGAAAAGUCUCUGUAUGUGUAAGCUUUCUGUAUGGCGUUCAUGUGCAGAUUUAGGUUAAGUUUUCUUUAAUAAUACAGUAUUGCAUCACUUUUUCAUAUGCUGAUAACCAAAUGACCCCUUUUUAAUUUUUAUUAUUUUUGUAUACUUCGCAAUGUGUACUGCGCAAUGGGUACUGCGCAAUGUUUACAGUGUUGAAUUAUAUUUUUUAAAAGAUUUAAUGAAAAUAUAUUGAUAGAAAAAGUGAAACAAAAUAACUUCUAUUUUGUUGACACCAGGGGUCAAGGCCUAGCAAAAAAAUGCAUUUGGAACUCACCGAAGAUCCCCACUCCCAAAAUAAAUAUGUAUUUUUUGGUAGAAAGUAAAAAAAACAAGGUCGCCAUUACCAUGAAAACCAACAGAUACUUAAUAUAAAAAUAUAGAUUCAGCAACUUCAAGCUUGACAAUUUCAAUAAAAUGCAAAGAACUCUGAUUGUUUUAAGUCAUCCUGCUCCCCCAGACCAUGGGGUCCGCUUUUUAAUGUAAAAUAGAAGAUAUUGAAUUGAUUUUUUUUAAUGCAAAAGAUGUUCCUCUCCAAAAGUAGAUUCUGGGCUCUUAGAAUAAAAUAUCUCAAUUAUUCUUUGUAGGCAUGCUUUCUGUGAUACAUAUUAAUUAUCAAGUUUCCAGAUUGCAUUAACCCAGUCUGGUGACUUUAUGUAGCCUACAGUAAGUAUCAAGAUUUUACUUUAAUUGUGCAACAGUGAUCGGAAUAGUUCUCAGUGUUUGUGCUCAUAAAUUCCAAGCCAUGAACACUGCGAACUAUAAAAUGGGGCAUUCGGAUAACCAAUGUUUCACAUAAUGGGCAUUUAGAAGACUGACUGACUCCACUUUUCUAUUUCACAAAACUGAACAAAUAAUUUUUGAUACGAAAUAAGGUGCAGAAAUUAUACCUCUACUGAGAAUUUUCAUACGCAAUAAAUGAAGUUACAACUAUCCUCAGUUAUGGGUGUAAAAACAACUUGACCAUAAUAUCGAUAAUAGAUAAAUAUGUCUUAUUUUUAAAUUUGCCCACCUUGCAAUAAAAAAAAUUCAAAUUUAAAAUUGUACUUAUGCAUUUAGACAGUUUAUUUUGUUUAAAAGAAGAUAAUAUAUAGCUUUGUCAUGGACAUAUUUGUUGUUCAAAUGUAUUUCAACAUUCAAAUUGUGCAAGCAUUUUGUAAAUUUAGUUUUAUUGCAUUUUGUUACAGGUUGCAUAUGUUUCUUUAAGAAAGACCAAAAGACAUAAUCAAACAUAUCUUGCUUAAAAUUACGAGAUUAUUUGUUAGUCUUAACACUUUAAAUAUCACAAGAGAUAAAUUAAAAUUAUUUUUAAUGUAUGUAUACUUAACAAUCAAUAGCUUUUACGUAAAAAAAAAAGAUUGUAUUAAAAUUUACAAUUACAAAAAUACUAAAGAAUAAUCAAUAUUAAACAAGCCAUUCAGAAAAUGAAACCAUAAAAAAUAUUAUUCUUUUAAAAUUAAUAACAAAAAAAUAUAUAUAGAACCUGUUGCAUAAACCUUUAAGUAUGCCAUUUAAACAGAGCUCUUUUUAAAUGGCACACUUAAAGAUUUAUGCAACAUUUUCUAUAAUAUAUUAUUUUAUUUUUAAUUAAAAAAAAUAUAUAUUUUUUUUGGCUUCAUUUUAUGAAUGGCUUGUUUGUUAUAUAGAAAUUAAUAAGACAAUUUGAAUUUUGCAGGUUCAGCCGAUGAUAAUGUAAAAUUACAGAUUAAUGGUCAAGAAGUGGCAUCCGAUGAAUGUCUUUAUGAAACUAUCAGUGACACGAAUUUAACUUUAGCAUUUUCCUGUGGCACUGAGUCAAAGCAAUGUCUGAUAACGAUAAAGGUUAACGAUUCCUUCGUGUUCAACAAAAGUAAAAGUCCUGUAGUGUUCAGCAUGACCACACAUCAUGGAUCUGAGUCACAGUUUACCAUUGCGUAUACAGAUACAAGCAUGUCUGGGCAUCACAAAUAUGUCAACUGUCUAGUAAAAACAGGUAUUUUACGUUUCAAUAUACAUUUGGAUUGUUAGUUGAAAAGAUAGCCAAAUUUUGUGUUGAAGCAAUUGCAUUUUCAAAUUAUAUUAAAGGCUAUAAAAAAAUAAAAAAAUAUAUAUACAUAUCCUUUUUUUCAAACCAGUUAGAACGGGGCCAUCCAUUAAAUUGUUCAAACUAAUUUUUUACUAUUUCCCCCCCUCCCUCUCCUGUCACAACUCAUUAUGAAUCUUGUUGGGGGUGGGACUAGACCACUCCCCCUCCCCCCGCCCCUCCAAGUAUGUCAUCAGCAUAUGUAGGUUACUGAAGGGAUUGUUUGUAGAUUGCCUAUUGUUUGUGGGUCUUCGAUCUCCCACAGAAAGAGUGCCGGAUAUUGUUCCUCUGGUGUCAAUAUGUAUGUUUUAUAAUUAUAAUAAAGGUGUUUCAUUUUGUGCCUUUUGCGGCUUAUAAAAAUAUGUAUACAUAUAUAUAUAUAUAUAUAUAUAUAUAUCUAUAUAUAGAUAUAGAUAUAUAUAUAUAUAUAUAUAUAUAAUAUAUAUAUAUAUAUAUAUAUAUAUAUAUAUAUAUAUAUAUUUAUAUAUAUAUAUAUAUAUAUAUAUAUAUAUAUAUAUAUCUAUAUAUAGAUAUAGAUAUAUAUAUAUAUAUAUAUAUAUAAUAGAUAUAUAUAUAUAUAUAUAGAUAUAUAUAUACAUACAUUCAUACAUACAUACAUAUAUACAGUGAGAAGCCUUUGAAGAAACCUUUGAAACCUUCAUGAAUAAAAAAGAAAUAUUUGAAAAAAUUUAAUUAAAUUUAAAAAAAUGCCACUGCAUAUAACUUGUGUCUAGAAAAAGGAAAAUUUUCAAUGAUGAAAAGCACUAGUAAAGAUUCAUCAAGUUUAAAAAUCCAAUCCAUUUUAUCCCUAACAUACUUAUACAAAAUAAUGAACUGUCCUUGAUACUUUUAAACAUUUUGUUAUGAUUCAAAUGAGUUUUGAAAUUUUUAAAAAAGUGGAUAAUGUUUAACAUUUGUUUACUUCAUCAUAAAGAAGGUUCCCGUUUGUUCCGGACACAUUGUAUAUUUACAUACAAUUAUAUAUUCUCUUCUCUCCCCUAGAAAUAAAGGAAACAAAAGAUGGAGAGGCAGAUUUCUUAUACAAAUCAACCAAAGAAAACCAACUCUCGACCACCCAGGAUGAUUCAAAUUCAGAUCUGAACAAAUCAAUACUUACUAUCGGGCUAGGAUUUUGUGGAGCUUCAGCGGCUAUUAUUAUUGUUGGUUGUGCAAUGUACGUUCAAAAUGCAAAUGUAUUUUAAUGUCACUCACUGCCCACUUAAUUACAUUUUUAAACUUAAACUGCCAUUACUGUUGCAUUAUUUAAAUUUAAAGCUUUAGUAUGUUUUGAGCAUAGGACUUAUGUCAGUUUUGUUCCUUUUUUCUUACAGUUUCAUAAAAUAUAUAUAUUUUUUUUUUCCUCAUUAUCAUGGAUUUGGGUUAAUAUAUUUUUUUUAUUUUUUUAUUUUUCAGAUUCAUUCUUAGAAGUCGUGGUUCUCUCUAUUAUGAGUAUAAGGUAUGAACCAAGCCCUUUAAAGAUUACAUAGUUAAAUGAAAUGCUAUGUUUUUUCAAGAAUUAUAUGCAGAUGGUAAUCUUCCAACCAGCGGUUAUCAAUAUAUAGGCUCAUAUGUAUUUUUAGUUUGCAAUACAUUAUGAAAGAUGAAAAAUUAGUAAGAAGAAUUCAGAAGAAAGCUUUAAUAAUAAGUUCAAAAAGACUCUGCAAUGGAAGUAAAAAAUAUAGAUUGAAAGACGGCAACUAACUGAACCAUUUAGUUAUAAUAUCCUGUCUUUUAAGCCUCAAACGAAUCCUGUUGCAGUAUUCCUGAAGCACAUUAGGCUUUGUUUAGUAUUAAUUAGUUGGGUAAACAGAUAAUAUUUUUCUUCGAAAUCAUUUAUGGUUCACAUUAUUUUUAUAAAAUUUUUCAAGAGUUACAGCAAACUCAUAUGCACCACCUUGUUCUUCAACGAUAUCCUCAAAUUUGAAAAAUUCUCUUUGAUUGAUUUAGCUUCCUUCAAAUGACAACUGUCUAUCAUCAUUCUGUCACUGUGCUGCAUGUUAACAUUAAAGCCAUCAAGGAAGCUAUUAUAGUUUUAAAAUAUUUAUUAAUCUGCUGAUAAUUGAUAACAUUAGUAAGAUACCAUUUUAUCAAAAUUUUGUUUUCCUGAGGUGUGUUAUACAUUGUGUCUGACUGAUUCUUCAACAUAUAUGUAUAUAAAAUACAUACAAUAUAGCAUAUAUACAUUAUUACAACUGCAUGCCUUUGUUUACAUGUUUGUGUAUUUGAGCAUGUACUAUUAUUAUAUGCAUUUUUGUGUAUUGCAGAUUAAGCCAAAGAAAGGGGAAAAACGUGUCAAUGGAAUGUCCAAUCUUUGGGAAAAGGAUUCAUUGGGAAUACAUAGGCCACCAGCUCACAUGAAUACAGUUAUAUCGACAACAGAUGAUGAUGACCUUUGUUCGGAAAUACAAGAUGCGGAAUGCGCAAUUCAAGACAAGUCGGUAAAUGAAUCUGAAAAGAGCAAAAGCUGUCAAUAUCUUUAAAGAAAACAUUAAGGAAAAAAAAAAUGAUAUCAUUUUGAUGACCUCAAAUUACAGAUCAAAAUUAAAAAAUUGAACUUUAGGUCUAUCAUGAAAUAUGUAAUUUGCAAAUGCAAAAUGAAAUAUGGUAAAUGACACUUAUAUUAUUAGAGUUAAAUGGCAUAUUUUGGUUCCAGGUUUUGAAAGCUACAUUAUGGAAGCAAUGUAUAUUAUGUAUAUGCACUCGGCAUACAAAAAAAAAUAUAUUUUUUUUAAAGCUUUUCAUGCUAACCUUUUUCUAUAAGAUGCUUUUCAAACACGGUAUCUAAACUGAGUUUAUGCUUAGUUUACCAGUUGUAGAUAAAAUUGAUCUUUUUGUUUUUAAAGUGGUCUAACAAAAUAAUACAGAUACUCUUACCCUUAUAAUAAACAAUGGAACAAGUAACUAUACGCACAAAGAAACAGCUUUAUUCAUGUGGGCUAUUCCGGUUAUAUUUCUAUAAGAUGGAGUCUUAUGCAUCAUGGGAUUUAGUACAAGUGUAUAAACAGAAUGCUUCCAAUUUUACGUGCCAAUUUUUACGGUCAAAGCUUGGGAUAACGUGUAUACAUAUAAACAUAUACCUAUAAAAUGUUUUUAAAAAAUUUACUGUGGAAAAAAAAAUGUCUUUAAAAAUAAAAUCUCUAUUAAAACACAUAUUAUACCAAACCUGUGAUGUGCACUGUGCAAUAAAAUUGAAUAAAUUAUUUAAAAUGUUACAUAACUUUUUGUUUGUCUUGAAAUAUUAUUAAAAAAUGAGACAAACUAUCAGCCAUGCAAAUCUAUUUUGUUCAAAUGAAACCUAGUUGAAGUUGAAACAGUUUAUUUUUCUCCAUCCAAAUGAAUUUAAGUGCUUUACAUAUCUCACUAUGUGGCCUUUUUGUAAGCUUUUAAUGUAUCAGCUUUGGGCUGGUGUGUUCUUGCCUAUGCAUUGUCUAAUCAAUUGCUAUUUUAUGUAUGUUUAUUUAAAUAUGAUUUUAAGUUUAAAAGUAAAAGAUAUGUAUUGUUUUAUUAUGUUUAUGCAUGAGGUAUUUUUCUCAGUAAUGAUUGAUUUAAAGUAUUUUUUACAUAUAUAUUUUAACUACCAGUAUUAUAAGUUAAUAGCAUAACUUAAAGUCAGUAACCUUAAAUUUUUUUACAUAUAUAUUUUAUGUAUUAUUAGUUAAUUAACCUUAAAAGCACAAGUUUUAAGAUAUUUUGAAUUUUAAUUGUUGUCUUAAUAAAACUUGAAUAUACUCCAUCA
This is a messenger RNA of Lymnaea stagnalis (great pond snail), 9633 nucleotides long. The record is from the annotation of a GenBank genome assembly. Lineage: Eukaryota; Metazoa; Mollusca; Gastropoda; Lymnaeidae.